AUGACCGAUGUCCGACAUGCUGACGAGAAGAAGUUAUCGGAGCGACUACAUGCGGCUCUCCACGACAUCCUCUCCUCCUCGGAGCCUCAGGGCAUCCUCAAGAUCUACUCCGGCAAGACUUACCUUGACAUGUCCUGCUUGCCUGCCCCCGACGAGCAGGAGACGACUGGGUCCAGGGCCAGAUACCUGUGGAGCUGCUCGGUGUUCGUACCCGUGAUCAGCUGGGGGAAGGGCGGGAGCGUGCUGGAGCAGCUGGGGAGGAUCAACGAGGAGCAUGACUACGUCAGCGACUUUCUCGUGCACGCGCUGACAGCUCUCUACUUGCUCAACAAGGACGCCGGGAGGCUGAAGGCGGUUCUGCCCAUCCUGCGGGACGAGUCGGGGGGCAAGACAUCUAUGUCCAGCGCGUUCGACAGGUUGAGUCACAAGGCGUCGAUGAGCAGCUGCGAGCGGGCGAGCGAGGUGCUGCUGGAGGUGGGGGUGCGGAGGGAGAAGGAGGCGAUCCUGCAGUACCUGCUGGGGGUGUCCGUCAGAGAUGCGGUAGCAAUGCUGCUGCCGGCGGUGCGAGGGGCGCAGGGAGUGCAGGAGGAGGAGAGAGGGAGGAGGAGCAAGGGGGUGUAUGGCAUGUACGUGGCGGCGGAGAAUGACGUGGAGAGGAGCGCGGUGGAGGCGGGGGAACUCAUAGUAGCUUGCCUGUCCAAGAUAGUGCGGGAGCACGUUGAUCGCAAGUUGUGGGAGUUUUCCAACCACAACCCGCGGGGGAUAGAGGUGCUGCAGGUGCUGCGUGAGAGUGGCUUGCACGACAGGUUCUUCGAGUUCUUCGCGCUCAGGGGCAUCGAGACCAUCCACAAGGUGAGCAAGCACACCAAGACCUCCUUCAUGCACAGGCGAUGCGGGGCCGUGACCAGGUCCUGCGACGAGGUCCUGGCUGCCCUCCAGCACCACGAUGAGAGCUCCGUCCGGACGCUGGAGAAACUGGUGGAGGACUACAGGGAGGACGAGCGCUUCCUCCCCCUCAACGAGCGGCUCCGGCGCUACCGGGACUCCGACGUCCACGGAGUCCUCGCCCUGCGCACCAGCAACUCGCUGGAGACAGCGCUUGUCAAGCUGCCAGCCAGGAGCUGCGUCGUCUUCCUCAGCCUCGUCUACCUCGUCUUCGGCGUCAAGCAGCUGGGGCUGCUGGGAACAGAUCAGCUCUGGCUUCCGCACACGAACAGCAGCACGCCUGUCUCCCCUCGAGUCGUGCGCAUCUCGACGGUGGCAGAUCCCAUCAUCAGCUUCACCUGGAGCUUCCUCUUCCUCUCUGGUAUCGUCCUCUCCCUCUUCAGCACCCCCCUGCAAGGCAAGCGCCUCCUGCUCGCCACAGGGCACCUGGUGAUCGCCGGCAACGUCAUGUGCGUUGUGGCCGACGCGCUACAGUGCUCGAGAGAGGGGACGGGGAUCGGAUCGGUGUGCAACUCCAACAUGAAGGUGGUGGCGAUCGUGCUGCUGAUGCUCAUCAUGUACCUUGCUCACUUCGUCCAGCACUACUUCUGGCUCUCCGCCUUCUUCAUGCAGGGCGCCUACUGCCUCCUCGUCUCGGCUUCCGUCUCGCACGUUGCUGAGCUCUCGAUCUUCCUCCUCCUCGGGCUCGGCUGCUGGGCCGUCGGCCUGCUCAUCGUCGUCAAGUACCACCUUGCGUACCGGAAGACGUUCAGAGAGCUCAAGGUCGCCAUGCUCGGCUUCGAGGAGACGUGGAGGGGAGUGAUGAGGGAGAAGGCGCGGGCGGUGGAGGAGAUCAGCGUGCUCGCGCGAGCGAUCGCGGAGGAGCUGGAGGAGAAGGUCAGGGAGGACACGAAGACGUGGGGGAGGCUGCUGUGCGUGACGCUGGGGCUGAAGGAGAGGAGGUACUCGAGGAGGAACGGGAAGAUCCGGCAGGCGAGCCGAGACUUCGAGCAGCUCUUCCUCCAGGCGCAGGAGGUCAGCGCCGCCUUCCAGCUGUGGGUGUCCGGGUGGAACCGGGUGGGGCGGGUGGAGCAUGGCGCGACCCCUCGUGCCUGA
Guillardia theta CCMP2712 is the source of this 2040-nucleotide messenger RNA. RefSeq lists its product as hypothetical. The record is from RefSeq and is a predicted model, not a curated record. The coding region runs from base 1 to 2040 and encodes 679 amino acids. The transcript is spliced from 2 exons. NCBI's taxonomy places the organism in Eukaryota, Cryptophyceae, Pyrenomonadales, Geminigeraceae.